AUGCAACUAGUUUUUGAACGAAUUCAAGAGGAAUCUAAUAAAGAGUUGGGUUCAAGGUUUGAAUCCUUUUGUGUAGAUUUGUUAGUAGCUAAAUUUGCUAAAUUUGCUAAACACGGAACAGUUCAAGAUGGGAACUUUGAUCUAGGAUUUUUAGUCGUGUGGAAGCACAUAGAAUAUAACCUGCGGCAAUUAGAACUAGAAACCGCUAAUUUAUCAAAUGGAAAAGUUAUAAUUACUACUUAUCAUAAGAUGUGCAAUGAGAUUGAAAAAGCAAUAAUUAAAUUACAAGCGAAGAAAAUAGACAGAUUAGAACAAGAUAAAUUUAAAUUAGAUUUUAAUAGAUUUUAA
Messenger RNA from Racocetra fulgida, 348 nucleotides. NCBI's taxonomy places the organism in Eukaryota, Fungi, Glomeromycota, Glomeromycetes, Diversisporales, Gigasporaceae. The record is from the annotation of a GenBank genome assembly.